AUGUUCAGAGCCAUACGAAGCUACUCUCAGGUAGUUAAAUACAACAAUAAGGUCAUUCCAGCCCCCAGUAAGUCUGUUCCAGACGUGAACACUUUUUUGACCAAGAUCGGCCGAAACGCUGAGGAGCACAUCGAGAUCUUUGAAAACGACUGGUCCAAGUUCUGGAACGCAAAGUCGUCCGAUAUGAAGGAGUGGGGCAUCGAGCCACAGACCCGUAAAUAUGUGUUAGCAUGGAAGGAGAGAUUCAGACAGGGCCAGGAGCCUUAUCACAUUGCAAAAGGUGUCAAGAAGAACGGAGGUGAAAGAAAUGCUAAGCUACACAAUGCUUUGAAGAGAUUCGAAAAGCUGAAAGCUGAGAGGGAGCUGAGAGAAAAGUACAUGUCAGAACACAAGAACUUCUAA
Molecule: messenger RNA, 402 nt
Organism: Komagataella phaffii GS115
Lineage: Eukaryota; Fungi; Ascomycota; Pichiomycetes; Pichiales; Pichiaceae
Exons: 1
Coding region: 1-402 (133 amino acids)
Cellular component (GO): mitochondrion
Source: RefSeq, a predicted model, not a curated record